This is a messenger RNA of Eruca vesicaria subsp. sativa (arugula), 1992 nucleotides long. The record is from the annotation of a GenBank genome assembly. NCBI's taxonomy places the organism in Eukaryota, Viridiplantae, Streptophyta, Magnoliopsida, Brassicales, Brassicaceae.
AUGAAGGUACCUUGGACACCACGCUAUUCAUUAUCUCUGUUGAUUUUAUUAUCAUCAGUUCUCAUUAUUUGCAACGGCCAAGAUUAUGGAACACCGACGGAAGACGGAGCAGGAGGAGGCGAGCCGCCGCCAGAGAUGGCGGGUUGCAACGGUAUCUUCAUGAGCUACAGCUUCGGCAGCCGCGAGAGAGAGUACCCUCACGUUAAGAACGUGACCGCGCAAUCUUGGGCGUUUAAAUCUUCAGCGAUGAUUGUAAACGCGGGAAAAGAAGCGCUCACGGGAUGGCAAAUGUUUAUAGGGUUUCGUCACAAGGAACUGAUCGUUUCUGCGACUGGUGCGUCUCCAAUGGACGGUGAUUUUCCUCUGGAUGCUAGCAAUGGAACCACGUUCGUUGGAUCUCCAAACACGGAUUUGAAAACCUCGAUUGAAACCGCUGGUGAUUUCACUCAGAUAUCGACGAAUAUCGAAAUCACCGGGACUCUUUUCGGGGUUGCAAAGGGGGUCACACCUAUGCCAAGAACACUUAAGCUCAUGAAUGACGGUUGGGAAUGUCCUGCCGCUAAAAGAAAAGGAGGCAGUAUGAACGUUUGUUGCAAGAGAAACCCUAAGUUCAAAGUCAAGACAGGGCCAAAGACAAAGUUUGCACCAAGAAGACACGGUGAUCUGAACAUAGUAUACGAUGUGCUGCAAUCAUUUGGGAGCAACUACUUAGCACAAGUGACCAUAGACAACGAGAAUCCGCUCGGGCGUUUAGACCGUUGGAACCUGACAUGGGAAUGGACGCGAGGAGAGAUUAUAAACACGAUGAGAGGAGCUUACACAUACAAAAGAGAUCCAUCUGAAUGCCUUUACAGCAGAGCUGGACAAUAUUACAAAGACUUAGAUUUCUCUCAGGUCAUGAAUUGUCAGAAGAAGCCAGCCAUUUCUGAUUUGCCUCCUGAGAGGAAGGAUGAUGAGGUGACGGGGAAGUUACCUUUCUGUUGCAAAAACGGAACUCUUUUGCCACCUCUUAUGGAUCCUUCAAAAUCUCGAUCUAUGUUUCAGUUGCAGGUUUUCAAGUUACCUCCGGAUCUAAACAGAACAGCUCUCUAUCCACCUCAACACUGGAAAAUCGAUGGAGUCCUCAAUCCACAGUACAAAUGCGGGCCACCUGUACGGGUUGACCCGUCGCAAUUCCCGGAUUCUAGCGGUCUACCGGCUGUAACCUACGCCAUAGCCAGCUGGCAAGUUGUUUGCAACAUAACCAAACCCAAAGCUCAAGCCUCAAGAUGUUGUGUCUCUUUCUCAGCAUUUUACAACAACUCAGCAAUACCUUGCAACACUUGCGCUUGCGGAUGCAAUGACAUUGAUACCACCACUUGCAACGCUGACCGUAACCCUCUCCUCCUCCCUCCAGACGCGCUCCUUGUUCCCUUCGAUAACCGAACCCUAAAAGCUAAAGCAUGGGCCAAACAAAACCACAUGCCAAUACCCAAGAAACUACCCUGUCCGGAUAACUGUGGAGUCAGCAUUAACUGGCACGUUAACACGGAUUACAGAAACGGUUGGACGGCUAGGUUAACCGUUUUCAACUGGAGAGAUUUCGCGUUUGAGGAUUGGUUUGUGGCGGUUGAGAUGGGAAAAGCAAGUCCAGGGUAUGAAAACGUUUAUUCCUUUAAUGGAACACGUGUUCCACCAAACAACAGAACCGUUAUGUUCCAAGGGCUACGUGAUAUGAACUACCUUGUGGGUCAAGUUAACGGAACAAAUCCACUAAGAGACCCUCCCGUGCCUGGCAAGCAACAAUCUGUUAUCUCCUUUACUAAAAAGAACAUUAAAGGACUGAAUAUACCAGCAGGUGACGGUUUCCCUACCAAACUUUUCUUCAAUGGAGAAGAAUGUGCGCUUCCAAAACAUUUCCCAAAGAAGAGCUUGGGACAUAGACACGGUAUCAGUGUCUUGAUGUCACUUGUUUUCGCUAUGGCAGCGGCUUUUGCACUAAUGAUGGAUUAA